AUAAUCCACGGGUGAUUAAUUAAAUUAAUUAAAAACGAGAGUUUAGAAUAAGAUAAUUAAUACCAUACGAGUAUAUAUGGAGAAACAACUUAUUGUUUCCAUCUUCGUGCUGGCGGCGGCGUUAUGCCGCACGCCGGCGGCGGGAGCGCGCGGGAAGAACGGCGGAGAAGAAUCAUGGGCCAAAAGAGUGCACGUUCCGGCUGCCGGCGGCGGGAAAGAAGUGGUGACCAAACUGCAAUUCUAUUUCCACGACAAACUCAGCGGGUCGAACCCCAGCGCGAUCCGUGUCGUGCAGGGCCCCGGCAAUUACUCUCGCCGCGGUGCGUUCGGCACCAUCACGAUGGGAGACGAGCCGCUGACCGUCGGGCCGGACCCGAAGUCGAAGGAAGUAGGGCGCGCCCGCGGGCUGUACGGGUCCGCCGGGAAAGACGAGGUGUGCCUCAUCGUGGCCAUGAGCUACGGCUUCACCGUCGGAGACUACGCCGGGAGCUCUUUCAGCCUUCUGAGCAGCAACCACGUGCUGGACCCGGUUCGUGAAAUGGCCGUGGUCGGAGGGACCGGUCUUUUCCGGUUGGCACGUGGAUAUGCCUUGGCCCACACCUAUUCACUUGACCUCGCCACCGGUGAUGCUAUUAUUGGCUACAACGUUACCCUUCUCACCCACACCCACACCCACAUUUGAAAUACGAGCUCACAUAAAAUUUGAUAUCUAUCUCAAAAAAAAUAAUCAAAUAUAUAUUUAAGAGAUAAAUACAGAUAAUUGUAAUUGUCUGUAUAUAUUUAUGCGUGGAAAUGAUAUUUAUACACCAAAAAUUAAAUCUACUCUAUACUCUAAAGGCAUGCAUCAAUAUUUUGUACUAGUGUGAUGCUUUACAAUGACACAAAAUGUUAGUCCAAUUUUUUUUGAUUGAAGUAACAUUUUGUGUUAGUGUAAAUCGUUAAAAUACUGGUGCAUUCUUCUAGAGUACAAUUUGAGAUGCACUUCUUGGUGUACCCUAGCAUGGUUGAUUAUUAG
Cuscuta campestris is the source of this 1015-nucleotide messenger RNA. NCBI's taxonomy places the organism in Eukaryota, Viridiplantae, Streptophyta, Magnoliopsida, Solanales, Convolvulaceae. The record is from the annotation of a GenBank genome assembly.